UGUGAAUGGUAUGGGAUAGAGAUAAUGGCCUGUGCUAGCAGACAUUUCUACCACCAUAUUCCUCUCAUCUUUCUUUCACAGAUUCUUUCAAUCUUAAAUGUCCAUGAAUCCGCUCUUGUUAGGUUCUUUAUCUUCAACUACACCAGCAACUUGUAAGGGUAGUGUCACCUUUAAUAAUACUAGUAGUAAUCUUAUUUUUGCUGUAAAUUCUGUUGAUAGAUCUCUACAGGUUGUUACAGGUGAUCUUUGGGGUCAAACCUUAAUACCCACAUGUUUGAUAACUGUCGUCCUGCUUGAUUUUAGGAAUUUAAGGACUUCUCUCUAGUAAACUAGAUUUCAUGUCAGAUUCUUUUGCCUGGGGGAAGGGGGAAGCUUAGCUAGUUUUUACUGAUUUGAUAUCUAAUUUUGGAAUCUUUGUUUUCUGGUCACUUCUGGACUCUGGUUGGUAGUUAACAGGAUAAAAGCAAAUUCUGUUUAGAAUUAGAAACCCAGAAUCUUGACGGAUUUUUUAAUUCUUUUUUGUGGUUAUUGCCAAAAUUUUCCUUACCUUCCUAAUCCUGGCUCUUCUAUUUUGCAUUUCUCAGUUAGUAGAGGCUAUAGUACUGGAUAAGAUAGCAUCUUUUUUCUUUUUAAUCUUUCCCUCACGGGUACAACUCCUUCCAAUCAAUCUGUCUUGUAGUUAAUUUGGAGUUUGCUGGGUUUUUCUUCUUAUCCCAAGGUUCUUGAUUUUUUGGCGAUGUUGGAUUUUACUAGACAGUUUCUAUAGAUUUGACAGUGGGUCUCUCUCUUCUAGCUGGAAUUAACAAGGAAGUUAGACCCACUUCAGUCUGGGGUACUGUUUUCUUAGUUAGCUUGUGAUUGGUCACUGUGUCUUGGAUGAGUCUUCUCCAUGUAUUUGGGUUUGGUUUGAAGGUGGGGCAUCUGCUUUGGAUGUUAUGUUGCUGGAUAGCAUCUAUGAUCUCUAUGAACUGGUUCAUUAAUGGUGAAUUUAAGGAUGCCAAGGCUGGUCUCCUUGGUGAUAGUGGUAGCAAGAUGUGGUUCAAAUGCUGGGAUAAAAUUUCUAGCUAUAGCUUCAAGAUCCACCAUCACUACUACCAGUAUAUUGGUUCAAAGAGACUUGGCAAAACUUGGUGGAGAAAGCUCUUGUUUUCAUGGGUAAUUGUUUGGACCAUAGCUUCUAUUUGGAUCUUCUGUUACAUGAGCUCUCAAGCUACGGAAAAGAGGAAGGAGACACUUGCUAGCAUGUGUGAUGAGAGAGCGAGGAUGUUGCAGGAUCAGUUUAAUGUAAGCAUGAACCAUAUCCAGGCUAUGUCCAUUUUGAUCUCAACCUUCCACCAUGGCAAGCACCCCUCUGCUAUUGAUCAGAGGACUUUUGCGAGGUACACGGAACGAACUGCUUUUGAGAGGCCCCUCACAAGUGGUGUGGCAUAUGCUGUAAGGGUGCUCCACUCUGAAAGGGAACAAUUUGAGAAGCAACAGGGUUGGACUAUUAAGAGGAUGGAUACCCUUGAAAAAAAUCCAGUUCAUAAAGAUGACUAUAAUCCUGACCUCUUGGAACCAUCACCAAUUCAGGAAGAAUAUGCUCCUGUUAUCUUUGCACAGGAUAUCAUUGCACAUGUGGUUUCUAUUGAUAUGCUGUCAGGAAAGGAAGAUCGUGAGAAUGUAUUGCGUGCAAGAAAAUCAGGAAAAGGGGUGCUAACAGCUCCUUUUAGGUUACUCAAAACAAAUCGUCUUGGAGUUAUUUUGACAUUUGCAGUUUACAAGGGGGAUCUUCCCUCUAAUGCAACUCCUAAUGAGAGGAUUCAAGCAACUGAUGGGUAUCUUGGUGGAGUGUUUGAUAUUGAGUCACUUGUGGAAAAAUUGCUACAACAGCUUGCAAGUAAACAAACAAUCCUUGUGAAUGUGUUGGAUACAACUAAUCAGUCUCACCCUAUUAGUAUGUAUGGCUCAAAUGCAUCCGAUGAUGGGUUGGAACAUGUCAGCCACCUUAAUUUUGGAGAUCCUUUCAGAAAGCAUGAGAUGCGGUGCAGGUUUAAGCAAAAGCCACCAUGGCCAUGGUUAGCUAUAACCACUUCAAUUGGCAUCCUUGUCAUUGCAUUACUUGUUGGGCAUAUAUUCCAUGCAACUGUUAAUCGAAUUGCUAAGGUGGAAGAUGAUUUCCAUGAGAUGAUGGAGCUCAAAAAAAAGGCUGAGGCAGCUGAUGUUGCCAAAUCUCAGUUCCUUGCUACUGUUUCCCAUGAGAUCAGAACCCCAAUGAAUGGUGUUCUGGGAAUGUUGCAUAUGCUUAUGGACACAGAUUUAGAUGUUACACAGCUAGAUUAUGUCAGAACUGCACAAGCUAGUGGAAAGGCUCUGGUUGCACUUAUAAAUGAGGUCUUGGAUCAGGCUAAGAUUGAGUCUGGGAAGCUAGAGCUCGAGGAAGUGCAGUUUGAUCUACGAGCAGUCUUAGAUGAUGUGUUGUCACUCUUUUCUGGGAAGUCGCAGGACAAAGGAGUUGAGUUGGCAGUUUACAUCUCUGAUCGAGUUCCUGAGAUGCUAAUUGGUGAUCCCGGGAGAUUCAGACAAAUAAUCACCAAUCUCAUGGGAAACUCCAUUAAAUUCACAGAGAAAGGGCACAUCCUUGUUACUGUUCAUCUUGUGGAGGAGGUGAUUGAUUCAAUAGAAGUUGAGACAGAAUCUUCAUCAAAGAACACGUUGAGUGGUUUUCCUGUAGCAGAUAGAUGCGUCAGCUGGAAAGGAUUUAGAACUUUCAGUCAAGAAGGAUCAAUGCAACCUUUCUCUGACAGCAUUAAUCUUAUCGUAUCGGUUGAAGAUACAGGAGAAGGAAUCCCUCUAGAAGCCCAGUCUCGUGUUUUCACCCGUUUUAUGCAAGUGGGUCCUUCUAUUUCCCGAACACAUGGAGGCACGGGAAUUGGACUAAGCAUAAGCAAGUGUUUGGUUGGUCUAAUGAAAGGAGAAAUUGGAUUUGUGAGCAUCCCUAAGAUUGGGUCCACCUUUACAUUUACUGCUGUUUUCACCGGUGGCUGCUCUAGUUCAAACGAGUACAAGAGCCAGCAAAUCAACAAACAGUCUAACUCUGUUUCCUCAGAGUUUCAUGGAAUGAGAGCAUUACUUGUGGAUACUAGACCUGUUCGGGCGAAGGUGUCAAGAUAUCAUAUCCAACGGCUGGGAAUUCAUGUUGAAGUAGCUUCUGAUUGGAAUCAAGGUUUAUCUAGCAUAAGCAGGGGGAAUAAUGCUAUCCACAUGGUUCUCAUUGAACAGGAAGUUUGGGAUAGGGAUCUGAACAGUUCAGCUCUCUUCAUCAGUAGCUUAGAGAAAAUAGAUCAUGGUACUCCUCCGAAGGCAUUCCUUUUGUCUAAUUCUAUCAGCUCUUCCAGAGCAAAUACUACUACUUCUGGUGUUUGUAACUUGACCGUCAUCCCAAAGCCCUUGAGGGCUAGCAUGUUAGCGGCAUCUUUACAACGAGCCAUGGGAGUUGGGAACAAAGGGAAUCCCCGCAAUGGGGAGUUACCUAGCUUGUCUCUUCGGAAUCUUCUUCUUGGGAGAAAAAUUCUAAUUGUAGAUGACAACAAUGUGAAUCUAAAAGUAGCUGCUGGUGCAUUGAAAAAGUAUGGAGCUGAUGUGAUUAGUGCUGCGAGAGGAAUAGAGGCUAUUGAACUGCUUACACCACCUCACCAGUUUGAUGCCUGUUUCAUGGAUAUCCAAAUGCCAGAAAUGGAUGGGUUUGAAGCUACAAAGAAAAUUCGGGAUAUGGAACAGAACAUCAAUAAUCGUAUUCAAUUUGGAGAAUUAUCAGUUAAAACUUAUAACAAUGUUUUCAAUUGGCAUGUACCCAUUUUGGCUAUGACUGCAGAUGUGAUACAGGCUACGCACGAGGAAUGCCUACGGUGUGGAAUGGAUGGAUAUGUGUCAAAACCAUUUGAAGCGGAGCAAUUAUACCGGGAAGUUUCACGAUUUUUCCAAUAGGCAUCAGAUCAGAAUCUGUUGGAAGGACUUCCGCUCGUAACAUGCCAAUGGCAUAAAUAGGACUGCCUGUACUCUGGCAUGCUUUUGGAUACUUAAAAAAUUUCUGGUUCUUCCCUAGAGGAAACAAUUGUCUUGUGGCAGAGUGUACAUAGAAUCAUGCUUGUAUAUUGGGAUUGAAUUUUCUUGUAUCUUAGGAUAAAGAUAGCAAAGCCAGUUGAUUUUUCUUUUGCUUGUAAAGUAGAUCACAAUUCCAAGCCUCUGAGCAGGGUUGGUGAAGUGAGAUUUUUUGUGCAGUUAAAAGCUCUUCAAUAUGACUUAGGGUUAAAAAAGGAAAAAUACCUCUUGCAAAUGGAUGGAAGAAAUCUUAUUCCUCUGAGUGUAUUAUAGAAAUUGCAUCAUCCUUGUGUAGUAAUAAAAACUGCGGCCAUUUUCAAGGCAUCUUGCUGGUUCUCUGGGCAUGAUUUAUUGUCGCAUAGUGACCAAUUCAGUUGAAAGAACUGAAGAUUGCUUGCUUCUCAGCAACAAGAGGGGAGAUUGCCACCUUGUACAUUUUCACUUUAAUAAAAAUGAAGAUGGAUUGGUACUUGUAUUA
Theobroma cacao (cacao) is the source of this 4558-nucleotide messenger RNA. RefSeq names its product histidine kinase 3 (gene HK3). Lineage: Eukaryota; Viridiplantae; Streptophyta; Magnoliopsida; Malvales; Malvaceae. Gene Ontology annotation, molecular function: phosphorelay sensor kinase activity. Gene Ontology annotation, biological process: phosphorelay signal transduction system; phosphorylation. The record is from RefSeq and is a predicted model, not a curated record. Gene Ontology annotation, cellular component: nucleus.